This is a messenger RNA of Austrofundulus limnaeus, 2364 nucleotides long. RefSeq names its product SET domain bifurcated histone lysine methyltransferase 2 (gene setdb2). Gene Ontology annotation, cellular component: nucleus. Gene Ontology annotation, biological process: negative regulation of gene expression; heterochromatin organization. The transcript has 12 exons. The coding region runs from base 366 to 2282 and encodes 638 amino acids. The record is from RefSeq and is a predicted model, not a curated record. Lineage: Eukaryota; Metazoa; Chordata; Actinopteri; Cyprinodontiformes; Rivulidae. Gene Ontology annotation, molecular function: DNA binding; protein binding; histone H3K9 methyltransferase activity.
UGCUACGGCAGCCCCGUUGACCAAUAAACCUAACAAAGGUUCAAAGUGAAGCGCAGCUUCUAGUUUUUGAAUCAUUCUGUCACAUAUAUGACGUGUUUACACCGUUUAGUCAGAUUUUGUUUUAUUAUAAUUUUUUGUUCGCCGUUAGCAUCAGUUAGCACUUAACUUUAGCAGCUCAGUGUCUGAAUGAAUUAAGACUCUACGCAAACAAACUACGUGUUCAAAUAUGGCAACGCUUUUUGUUUUGUUAAAAUGCUGGAGCCGGUCAGUUUGAUAAGCUGUUAGUAGAACUGAACCUCUUCGGUUUGUCUGUAGGAUUAGCUCGAGUGUUUGUGCUAACAGAGAGCUAGCAGUCCGGAAUAAAAAUGGAAGACACGCUGGAUCCACGAGACGUGGAACGAGCCAAAACCUUCUGGGCAGAGGAGAAUGUGGAUCAGGCUUUCAGCGGGUUUUUUGAGUACCUGGACCACCUGAAAAGGGUCCUGAAGAGGAAAACAGCCACAGACAAAGAAUAUGUUCAGGCUCUGAGGCUGCUGGAGUCACUGGACUGUUCCUCCAUUGAUGACCACCAGGACCAGGACUCCUCUGUGGUCCAGGUGGUCAUCGGUUCAGGUGAGCUGCUGCCAGCUGACAGUACAGCCUCCUCCUCUCCGUCCACCUCGCCCACCCCCAUCCGUCUCUUCAACGGGCCCAACGUCUCCACACCUCCUGCUGGCAGAGAGGACCUGCUGCCACCUCUUGUUCCAGUCCAGCUGGAGUACCACCCGCACCGAUGCUGCAAGGCCUGCCUGCCCAGUUUACCCAGAACGCCUCUGUCCGCCUCCCUGUGUGGUCAGAACCCCCUGAAGGUGCCGCUGCUCUGCGGCUUUAAAAGACUAACCGCCAUGCCGCUGRUGCUGCCGUUCAGAGAUGGCGAGGAGGAGAACGGAGGCGACUGGGAYGUCAUUUACAAAGCGCCGUGUGGACAGAGUCUCCGUAACUACGAGGACGUGAUGUGCUUCCUGUCUGCCACGGAGAGCUACAGCGUCCUGCAGGUGGAUUUCUUCACCUUCAACCACUUGGUUCAGUUGGACCCUCCCCUGGCUCCGGGUCAGCACCGCUCGGAGGAGGACUUGAGCCGAGGGGCGGAGCUGACGCCGGUGCAGCUGUGCGUCGGGGACGGCGGCGCCCGGCCCACAGACUUUCGCUACAGGAAAGACCGCUGGCCUCACGGCUGCUUCCUGAGCCGCGGCCUGAGGUUGUUCCGGGUCUGCUGCGACUGCRACGACGGCUGCCGGGAUGCUGAGCGCUGCGCCUGCGUCGCCACGCUGAAGGGAGGGCGGGGCUACAGCCACCACCGGCUGUUGGCGCCCGUACCGUCGGGGUUGUAUGAAUGUGGACCGUGGUGUGGCUGCGACCGCGCUCGCUGUCAGAACCGCCUGGUCCAGAGAGGCCUUAGAGUCCGCCUCCAGGUCUUCCAGACCGAGGGCCGUGGCUGGGGCGUCCGCUGCCGUGACGACCUGGACCGCGGCACCUUCGUGUGCAUCUACGCAGGUGUGGUCCUGCAGCGGGUCCAGAGUCCAGAGGAGCAGCCGCCUCCCAAGCUUCAUGCGGCUGACCAGCCGUCUGAUGAYGAGGUCGAGGUGGUCACAGAGUGGCGGGCCCCGCCGGUGCUGGAGGGGCGGAGCAACCUGGUAGAGACRCCACCGCCCACUCUGGCACCAGCCUCACCGCCACUGUACGUCCCGGUGAUCCAAAGACCUGCAGAGUCCAGUGAUACAUCCCGGGACCAGGACCAGGACCAAGACCAGGACAAGGUUCAGACGGUUCUGUUUGGAGGUCCAGACUUGACGUCUCCAUCAGCAGGUGACCUGUCAAAGGUGAAAGUUGCCAGGACAACAGAGGGACAGGAAGUGAGUGACUCAAAGACGGGCGUGCAGAGGAGUUUGAAACGAAGGGUCGAUGUUGAAGAAGUGUGGUUGGUGGACGCCAGCAAGGAGGGGAACGUGAGCCGCUUCAUUAACCACAGCUGCCAGCCGAACCUUUUCAUCCAGAACGUCUUCACGGACUCUCACGACCCGGCCUUCCCCGUCAUCGCMUUCUUCACUGACAGGGUGGUGAAGGCCGGUGCUGAGCUGACCUGGAACUACUGCGCCCAAAUCCCCGUCCCAACUUCCUCAGAGCAGAAACAGGAAGUGCCCUGUCUCUGCCAAAGCGACGAUUGCCAGGGAUGGCUUCACGUCCAGGAGAACCUCUGUGACGUCUGCGACGCUGAAGGUGCCGUAACAAUGGAAACCACCUGAGUUGUCACGGUCAUAUCAUUGUCAGUAAAUAUUUGUCUGAAUAUUUUUUACUGUUUUGUAAUAAAAUUCUUUGAAAUAGAAA